Cercospora beticola is the source of this 805-nucleotide messenger RNA. RefSeq lists its product as uncharacterized. The record is from RefSeq and is a predicted model, not a curated record. Lineage: Eukaryota; Fungi; Ascomycota; Dothideomycetes; Mycosphaerellales; Mycosphaerellaceae.
UAUAGAAAGUUCCAUCAUCCUCCAUGCACAGCUCCCUCAUCAAACCGAACAGCUCUGCACUUUACAGCUAUCUUCUGCCAUCAAAAAUCGCAUACAUCGUUCAUUCCAACAAAAGAAAAUCGCAAUGGCUCCUACCGGUAUCAAGCCACCUGCUGCCUUUGACUCUGUUCAAGGUCUAUAUGGUAAAUCCAUGGUGUUCUACGUGGACAAGGAGGACAACAUCAAGGCAUGGCGACAAAAUCCAGAUGAAGAAGGAGAGUCGCUGUACAAGAACGCUCCAAAGAACCCAAGCGAGCGCCAGAAGCCACUGGUCAAGGACUCCAAGCUUUGGAAUCGUAAAGAGUACGACAACAAAGGUGUGGCCUCGAAGGAAUCAAAGGUCAUCGCAACAUCUAGCGGUGAUCUGAGCGUAGUGUCUCUCACCAGCGGGGACAAGAAGUCCUAUCAGAUCAGAAUUUAUUACGCAUCCGAAGCCAAGGACGGCGUAUCAUAUCUCAGCGAGCUUUGUAUGGACAUGGAACCAGGAACCUUCGCACCGCAAAACCAGUCUAAGGUUGAAGGUACGACGGAGGGUAGAUGGUUCAAAGGUGCCUUGGACAACGCCGAAUUCCAGAUUGCACCAGACUCUCCCAUCUCUGCGCACGUCAUCAAUGGAGCCAAGCCAGAAGAUUCUUCGAUCAAGGUCUAUUACUUUCCAAAGAAUCCUAAUGUCGAGGAUGGCUACGGUCCCGCUGGUCGUCCAGCGGUUGCUUGGAUCACGCUCGAUUACAAGUACGGCUGGCUUUCUACUGAGUCUGGUAUCUAG